CAUUACCUCGGUAUGCGACGAUGACAUACUGCGCCCUGCGUCAAUGACGCAUUCCCAUCGUCCCUAUGGACACAACCACCAUGUCCACGACCGCGACGACACACCAUCACACUCGGAUGCAGCAGCAGCACCACCCCCCUCUAUCACAUCCCGGCACUCAUCUACGUAUAGUAUGAGAGCCGACACCAAGCAUUGUAUUAUAUUAGAGUACACAGCCAUUCGGAUACCCGCCCGGAAGCGCGCCUAAAACAUCAUGUCCCCUGGUACCGUCUCCCCGCUCGCUGAGGUCAAGGGCCUCACCUUUGACGUAUUCGGCACCGUCGUCGAUUGGCGCGGCUCCAUCACAGAGGAGCUCGCCCUGCGCGCCCAUCGCAAGCUCGCAUCCCCGGACGCCUUGCUCGACGACGCCACGCGGGAACGCGCCCGGGCCCUGAGCGCCGAUGGUGACGGCUGGGGACGCUUCGCCCACGAGUGGCACGAGUCGUACGGCGCCUUCACCCGGUCCUUCGAACCGGGGCGUGAUGCCUGGAAGACCAUCGACGAGCACACCCGCGAGAGCCUCGCCACGCUGCUGGAGUCGUGGGGCCUUCGCGGGCUCUACUCCGACGCCGAGCUCGACUCGCUGAGCCUCGUCUGGCAUCGCCUUCGCCCCUGGCCUGACUCGGCCGAAGGUCUCACGCAGCUCAACACCGGCGGCCGCGUCGUGACGGCGACGCUAUCCAACGGCAAUGUGUCCUUGCUGCGCGACCUCGACGACUUCGGCGGGCUGGGCUUCCAGCGCCUGUUCUCGGGCGAGACGUUCCGUGCCUACAAGCCUAACCCGGCCACGUACCUGGGCGCGGCGCGCGAGCUGGGCCUCGAGCCGCGCCAGGUCGCCAUGGUGGCCGCCCACCUCGAGGACCUCCAGUCUGCGCGCGCGUGCGGCCUGCGCACCGUUUAUGUCGAGCGCCCGCGCGAGGAGGCCUGGGCCCGCGGCGACGAGCGGUAUGGCCGCGCGCGCGAGUGGGUUGACCUGUGGAUCGCUGAGGAUGAGGGCGGCUUCGUCACGCUGGCGGAGCAGUUGCGUGAGCUUGCUUCAUGAUGAUAGGAAGCAGCCGAUAGGAGGCCACAAAGGGAUCUAGAUCUGGGUGUGCCGCCGGCUCAACGAAGCUAGCAUGUCGUUAUUCGCUUUCCUGAUAUUGUUGAUUGCCCUGCGUGGCGCGGCAAGUGCUGUCGCGAGCUCAUCCGCUGCUUAUUGUUCCUGGACAUGAUCGUGGGCUUCUAUCGGAACCCUGAACCUGGCCAUCUGCCACUCCGUUUUAUGCCCGGUCCCGGUCUCGCAGUGCAAACGUGGGACCCAUGUCGACUACAAAUAAGUAGUAGGGGGUAAUCUGGAUUUAUGAUCAUGGUCAUGGCAUGGCCUGUGUUGUGGCUUGGUUGGUCAGCCUCUCAGUUGGCCGGCUCGUUCACUGCUCUCUCUCUCUCGCCCGGCCACCUAUAGAGCUCUUCUUCCUCCCUUCAUAGUCCAUCAAGUCUCUUCAUGA
Molecule: messenger RNA, 1523 nt
Organism: Purpureocillium takamizusanense
Lineage: Eukaryota; Fungi; Ascomycota; Sordariomycetes; Hypocreales; Ophiocordycipitaceae
Product: (S)-2-haloacid dehalogenase
Exons: 1
Coding region: 254-1081 (275 amino acids)
Molecular function (GO): hydrolase activity, acting on halide bonds, in C-halide compounds
Source: RefSeq, a predicted model, not a curated record